AGAAUUCUUUUAAACAUUCGGAACAUUUCUGAACUUUACCGGGCACGAACAUUGUUAAAAAUGUCAGCCUCCUUGGUCAACCUUGUGCGACACACUGUCAAUUUUCAAAAGAUCCUGACCUGUGCUGGUGCUUAUGGUGGAACGGUGGUCCAGCAACCUGUUAGGUUUGCCAGUAAUAAACAUUAUGAUCAAAGGGGAAGGAAGGCCAGGAGGAAAAACACAACUAUACCAUUAAUACACAAAAUACUUGACCAUAAAGCACCAGACAUGGACACACCAGAUAAAGUACGGAUGCACAUGAAGCAGCACGGCAUAUUACCCAGGAGAGAAUUCAAUGAUCCGAUUGAUAUCACAUGUACAAACGAGAUAUUUGACCAGUAUUUACCUCCAGAGGGUGAUGGGAAGUCCUCUCUGUUGUCCCUACAAAAAGGUAAAGAUUUGUUUCAAGGAGGUCUGUCUAAAGGCAAGAACUUAAAAGACAGGAGAAAAUUGAAGGAGUACGACACAGCAUACGAUGAGAAAUCAUUCGCAGAGAUGGCCCAGUCACAACUCAUAAAAACCUACACACUUUUACAAGAUGUGAAGUCGAAUGAGGAUGAACUCCAUCAGCUGGUGACUAACCUUGCCUAUCCAAAGUUGGUGUUUGGUUUGGAGUUUAAGACAUUCCGUUGGAAGUUCGUCGAAUCUAUUGAGCCUCCGAGAGUUGUCCAUCUACGAACAAGCAAGAUGUUGUCGCAAGACAAUUUGUAUGCACAAGUGACGGUUCGUUGUCACACAAAACAGAUCUUGGCGAUAUAUGACAGAUUUGGUCGUCUGAUGUACGGCAGUGAAGUGGUACCCAGGGAUGUAUUAGAAUAUGUUGUGUUCGAGAAACACAUCGUGAAUAUGUAUGGAGAAUGGCGACUGCAUAGCAAAAUCACACCGAAAUGGUUGCCACCUCAAGCUCCACAGAUAAACACUCAAAUAAAACCCAUGGUACACGACAGGGAGGAAUUGGAAAAAAAAUUACAACAGUUAGGUAGUGGUGAUAAAAUAGAGGCGGAGGAAACUGACAAGGAUGAAGCUAUAGAGACGAGAUAGAUGAUUGGAACCCGACAAGGAGGAAGUUAUAGAGACGAGAUAGAUGAUUGGAACCCAACAAGGAUGAAGCUAUAGAGACGAGAUAGAUGAUUGGAGCCCGACAAGGAGGAAGUUAUAGAGACGAGAUAGAUGAUUGGAACCUGACAAGGAGGAAGUUAUAGAGACGAGAUAGAUGAUUGGAACCCAACAAGGAGGAAGUUAUAGAGACGAGAUAGAUGAUUGGAACCCGACAAGGAGGAAGUUAAAAUGAUAUAGUGUAUAAUUGUAAAUGAUAAGGAAGAUAAUUUUGACUGACUUCAGUGGACUAGUUGAAUUAAGUUACACAUAGAAUUGGCCAAACAGGAAUUUCAUGCAUCACUUUAUUGAAGCGUUUGGGUAUGGAUGAUGAGUGUUGGAUUUAUACUAUGUGAUAUCAAUGAAAUAAAAUGUAGGAUUUUCC
Molecule: messenger RNA, 1519 nt
Organism: Mizuhopecten yessoensis (Yesso scallop)
Lineage: Eukaryota; Metazoa; Mollusca; Bivalvia; Pectinida; Pectinidae
Product: 39S ribosomal protein L45, mitochondrial-like
Exons: 8
Coding region: 61-1080 (339 amino acids)
Cellular component (GO): mitochondrion
Source: RefSeq, a predicted model, not a curated record